UGAAAAACAUUCAUGGUGUGUUUGUUGGUCAAGCCAAUUUCGAGAUCCUCUAUAUUCAGUCACCUACUUCCUCUAUCCUAACAUACAGCCACAAACUUCUGCCAUAGUUGUUAUCAACUCUUAAAACCAUUUCAAACCACCUUUAUACGUAUCAUUAUGAAAUUCAUCUUCUUUCUCCCUACACUGACCGCAUUGACCAACUUGACAGUCCUGGCUUUCUCCACUGUUGGCGACAAGCUGAACGAUACCCGCCUAGCCCAAAUCCGUUUGUUCAGUACGCCCGGCUGCUUAGAACAGAACCUGGGAGAAUUAGGAAUAUAUGGGAAUUACAUCAAUCAAUGCGAGACCUUCGGCGAUGUUGAUGUCCAGUCAAUUAUUUUUGAAGUUCAUAUACUCGGCUGUGAUGUGCAAAUUUUCAACGACAAGGCCUGUACUGCUGGUGAACACAGUAUGACUGUUGGACAAUGUCUUAGCAAUGAGCUUUCAGGAUAUAGAAGCUAUAAACUGGUUUGCAAUUAUUGUUCCUUCAGGUGACCUGGUUUACAGUUGAUGAUGUUGAUGAUGUUUCAUAUGCUGGCCCCUCGCUUUAGGCGAAAUGCAGGG
Molecule: messenger RNA, 603 nt
Organism: Aspergillus uvarum CBS 121591
Lineage: Eukaryota; Fungi; Ascomycota; Eurotiomycetes; Eurotiales; Aspergillaceae
Exons: 2
Coding region: 157-534 (125 amino acids)
Source: RefSeq, a predicted model, not a curated record